Molecule: messenger RNA, 5189 nt
Organism: Hipposideros armiger (great roundleaf bat)
Lineage: Eukaryota; Metazoa; Chordata; Mammalia; Chiroptera; Hipposideridae
Gene: SIN3A
Product: SIN3 transcription regulator family member A
Exons: 21
Coding region: 306-4136 (1276 amino acids)
Biological process (GO): negative regulation of transcription by RNA polymerase II
Cellular component (GO): Sin3-type complex; chromatin
Molecular function (GO): transcription corepressor activity
Source: RefSeq, a predicted model, not a curated record
CCCGGGUAACAGAGAAGCGGCCGCGGCGGUAGAGGCGGCGGAGACGGUUUCUCCAUCUUCCCCCCCUCCCCUUCCCCCCUCGGAGUUUCCCUCCCUCCCUCCCUCCUUCCCAGUCUGGGCACCGAAGCCUGUGACCGCUUCUUUAGCUGAGAGGAGGCUGCCAGUCCGCUUCGGCGGGCCUAUGCUCCGCGCCGUUCUCGGGGCCUCCCUGCUGAGCCUGAGGCUCACGCCGAGAGGGACACGCAGUAAGGAGCGGCUGAAGCAGCUUUGCGGUUGUGUAGUGCAUCCCUGAGCAUGAGCGCAGAAUGAAGCGACGUUUGGAUGACCAGGAGUCACCAGUGUAUGCAGCCCAGCAGCGUCGGCUCCCUGGCAGCACAGAGGCUUUUCCUCACCAGCACCGGGUGCUGGCCCCUGCCCCUCCUGUGUAUGAGGCUGUGUCCGACACCAUGCAGUCAGCCACUGGAAUCCAGUACUCUGUCACACCCAGCUAUCAGGUUUCAGCUGUGCCGCAGGGCUCCGGUGGCAGUCAUGGGCCCACCAUAGCAGCAGUGCACAGCAGCCAUCAUCACCCAGCAGCCGUGCAGCCCCACGGAGGCCAGGUGGUCCAGAGCCAUGCUCACCCAGCCCCACCCGUCGCACCAGUGCAGGGGCAGCAGCAGUUUCAGAGGCUCAAGGUGGAGGAUGCGCUGUCCUACCUUGACCAGGUGAAGCUGCAGUUUGGUAGUCAGCCUCAGGUCUACAACGAUUUCCUGGAUAUCAUGAAGGAAUUUAAGUCUCAGAGCAUUGACACUCCAGGAGUAAUAAGUCGUGUGUCCCAGCUGUUCAAAGGCCACCCGGACCUGAUCAUGGGCUUCAAUACCUUCCUGCCUCCUGGCUACAAGAUUGAGGUGCAAACCAAUGACAUGGUGAACGUGACAACUCCAGGCCAGGUGCAUCAGAUCCCUACCCAUGGCAUCCAGCCCCAGCCUCAGCCACCACCCCAACAUCCUUCCCAGCCUUCAGCCCAGUCAGCCCCAGCUCCUGUCCAGCCAGCUCCUCAGCCCCCACCUGCCAAAGUCAGCAAGCCUUCCCAACUACAAGCACAUACUGCAGCCAGUCAGCAGACUCCCCCACUCCCACCAUAUGCAUCCCCACGUUCUCCACCUGUCCAACCUCACACACCAGUGACAGUCUCAUUGGGAACGGCCCCAUCCUUGCAGAACAAUCAGCCUGUGGAGUUUAAUCAUGCCAUCAACUAUGUUAAUAAGAUCAAGAACAGGUUCCAGGGCCAACCAGACAUCUACAAAGCAUUCCUGGAGAUUUUGCACACAUAUCAGAAAGAGCAGCGGAAUGCCAAGGAAGCGGGAGGAAACUACACUCCAGCGUUGACUGAGCAGGAGGUUUAUGCCCAGGUGGCUCGUCUUUUCAAAAAUCAGGAAGAUCUGUUGUCAGAGUUUGGACAGUUUUUACCAGAUGCCAACAGCUCAGUGCUUUUAAGCAAAACAACUGCUGAGAAGGUUGAUUCUGUGAGAAAUGAUCACGGAGGCACUGUGAAGAAGCCCCAACUGAACAACAAGCCACAGAGGCCCAGCCAGAAUGGCUGCCAGAUCCGCAGACACUCUGGAACGGGGACCACCCCCCCGGUGAAGAAGAAACCCAAACUGCUCAACCUGAAGGAUUCUUCUAUGGCAGACGCCAGCAAGCAUGGUGUAGGAACUGAAUCAUUAUUUUUUGAUAAGGUCCGCAAGGCCCUGCGGAGCGCGGAGGCCUAUGAGAACUUCCUGCGCUGUCUUGUCAUCUUCAACCAGGAGGUGAUCUCUCGGGCUGAGCUUGUGCAGUUAGUCUCUCCUUUCUUGGGGAAAUUCCCUGAAUUGUUUAAUUGGUUUAAAAACUUCCUGGGCUACAAGGAGUCUGUACAUCUGGAAACCUAUCCAAAGGAACGAGCCACAGAGGGCAUUGCCAUGGAGAUAGAUUAUGCCUCUUGUAAACGGUUGGGUUCCAGCUACCGAGCCCUCCCAAAGAGUUACCAGCAGCCCAAGUGUACAGGACGGACUCCACUCUGUAAAGAGGUUUUAAAUGAUACCUGGGUUUCCUUCCCUUCCUGGUCUGAGGAUUCCACCUUUGUUAGUUCCAAAAAAACUCAGUAUGAAGAACAUAUCUAUCGUUGUGAAGACGAACGCUUUGAGCUUGAUGUAGUUUUAGAGACUAAUCUGGCAACAAUCCGGGUUCUGGAAGCAAUACAGAAGAAGCUUUCCCGCUUGUCUGCUGAGGAACAAGCCAAAUUCCGCUUGGACAACACGCUUGGAGGCACAUCGGAAGUCAUCCAUCGGAAAGCACUGCAAAGGAUCUAUGCUGACAAAGCAGCCGACAUAAUUGAUGGGCUGAGGAAGAACCCCUCCAUCGCCGUCCCCAUUGUCCUUAAAAGGUUGAAGAUGAAAGAGGAAGAAUGGCGAGAAGCUCAGAGGGGCUUUAACAAGGUGUGGAGAGAGCAAAAUGAGAAAUACUAUUUGAAGUCUCUGGACCACCAGGGCAUCAACUUUAAACAGAACGACACGAAGGUCCUGAGGUCUAAGAGCUUGCUCAACGAGAUUGAGAGUAUCUAUGACGAGAGGCAAGAGCAGGCUACGGAAGAAAAUGCUGGUGUGCCCGUUGGCCCGCACCUCUCGCUGGCCUAUGAAGACAAACAGAUCCUGGAGGAUGCCGCUGCUCUGAUUAUCCACCACGUGAAGAGGCAGACGGGCAUUCAGAAGGAGGACAAGUACAAAAUCAAGCAAAUCAUGCAUCAUUUCAUUCCAGACCUGCUGUUUGCUCAGAGGGGUGAUCUCUCGGAUGUGGAAGAAGAGGAGGAAGAGGAGAUGGAUGUAGACGAAGCCACAGGCGCAGCUAAGAAGCACAACGGGGUUGGAGGCAGCCCCCCGAAGUCCAAGCUGCUGUUUAGUAACACAGCGGCGCAGAAGCUAAGAGGGAUGGAUGAGGUGUACAACCUCUUCUAUGUGAACAACAACUGGUACAUAUUCAUGCGGCUACACCAGAUUCUCUGCCUGAGGCUCCUACGCAUCUGCUCCCAAGCGGAACGGCAAAUCGAAGAGGAAAACCGAGAGCGAGAGUGGGAACGGGAAGUGCUGGGCAUAAAGCGAGAUAAAAGCGACAGCCCUGCCAUCCAGCUACGUCUCAAAGAGCCUAUGGACGUGGACGUGGAGGACUAUUAUCCGGCUUUCCUGGACAUGGUGCGCAGCCUGCUGGACGGCAAUAUCGACUCGUCCCAGUAUGAGGACUCGCUGCGGGAAAUGUUCACCAUCCAUGCCUACAUUGCCUUCACCAUGGACAAGCUCAUCCAGAGCAUCGUCCGGCAGCUACAGCACAUUGUGAGUGAUGAGAUCUGUGUACAGGUGACUGACCUGUACCUGGCAGAAAACAACAACGGGGCCACUGGAGGACAGCUGAACACGCAGACCUCAAGGACGCUCCUGGAGUCAGCGUAUCAGCGGAAGGCCGAGCAGCUCAUGUCGGAUGAGAACUGCUUUAAGCUUAUGUUCAUUCAGAGCCAAGGCCAGGUUCAACUGACCAUUGAGCUUUUGGACACAGAAGAGGAGAACUCGGAUGACCCUGUAGAAGCAGAGCGCUGGUCAGACUAUGUGGAGCGAUAUAUGAAUUCUGAUACUACCUCUCCUGAGCUUCGUGAGCAUCUGACUCGGAAACCAGUAUUUCUCCCAAGGAACCUUCGGAGGAUCCGGAAGUGCCAGCGUGGUCGAGAACAGCAGGAAAAGGAAGGGAAGGAAGGAGGAAACAGCAAGAAGAGCAUGGAGAAUGUGGAUAGCUUGGAUAAGCUGGAGUGUAGGUUCAAGCUAAACUCCUACAAGAUGGUAUAUGUGAUCAAGUCUGAGGACUACAUGUAUCGGAGGACCGCCCUGCUCCGGGCCCAUCAGUCUCAUGAGCGUGUAAGCAAGAGGCUUCAUCAGAGGUUCCAGGCCUGGGUAGAUAAAUGGACCAAGGAGCAUGUGCCCCGUGAAAUGGCAGCAGAGACCAGCAAGUGGCUCAUGGGUGAGGGGCUGGAGGGCCUGGUGCCCUGUACCACCACCUGUGACACAGAGACUCUGCACUUUGUCAGCAUUAACAAGUACCGUGUCAAGUACGGCACCGUGUUCAAAGCCCCGUAACUGCAGAGCCAGAGCACAUAAAUUGAGGGAGGUGUGUGGGGGGUGGGGGUGGGUUCACUGAUGGGCCCUCACACGCUGAAAAAAUGAGGAAGAUGCCUUUCAAGCCUCACUGGGCCUCUCUGGGACAUGGCCACCAGAUCCGUGUGUGGCUGGUGCAACCUGGCACCAAGUGGGCUAUGUGUAAGAAACAUGGGUACCUUACAUGGCUGGAGCUGGAACUUUCCUCAUGGGAUUUGGGGUAUUAUCCUGCCCAGAGGGGAAGGAAAUCCAUGCAAGCAGAGAGACACUCAGCUUGCGUGCAUACACCAGCAGAGCUAAGACUGGAGUUUCCCGGGGCCUGACCUUUGCUGAGGGAACCAGGUGCUGUUCACACCUUGACUGAUGGGCGUGCAUUGACAAAGACUGGGGGAGGACUCAACACUCAGAUGGGUUGUAACUGAUGGUCACUGCUCCUCCUCUCCUUUCCCCCCAAAAGGGGGAAAAACUGGAUUUGAUUCUUUACCUGGUCUCUCACUCGAGCACAUUUAGAAUUGAUACAGGACCUGUGGUUUGGCUUUGGGAUUGAUCAUCUCGUGGAUCUGAUUCCUGGCAAAUCCCUCGCCGCCUUCCCUUUACACUCUCCUCUGGUUCUCAACCUCAACAAGUUCAAAUCAGUUGUCCUUUUUAGCUCCCGUGGAACUGUUUUGUACCUGCUUCUUUACUAGUCUACCUUAGUGCCAUCCACCAGCUUUCCUCUUGCUCACACACACACACACACACACACACACAAUUUUAACUUGUUUUUUUUGUUUUUGUAAAUAAUGUACAUACUGUCAAUUUUUUAUUAAAAGAAAUAUGCUUUGAUGUGCUAGCAUAACUGCUCUAGCUUCUUGUGUACCAUAGUUCUAUGUGGCUUCAGAUUUAGUACCUAUGAACAGGUGUACAAGACAUUUAUUACACUUUUUACCAAAGGGAGUUACUGUUGUAGUACUUUUGUGUAAAACUUGUCUUCCCCUUUGCCCCAACUUUUUUUUCUUUUUGUAAAUAAAUAAAGCUUGGUUCUUACUUAAGGAA